Micropterus salmoides (largemouth bass) is the source of this 1244-nucleotide messenger RNA. RefSeq names its product PIH1 domain containing 2 (gene pih1d2). The record is from RefSeq and is a predicted model, not a curated record. Gene Ontology annotation, biological process: box C/D snoRNP assembly; rRNA processing. Gene Ontology annotation, cellular component: cytoplasm; R2TP complex; ribonucleoprotein complex. Lineage: Eukaryota; Metazoa; Chordata; Actinopteri; Centrarchiformes; Centrarchidae.
UUUAGACCCUCCUUCAAUAGCAACACUCAUUUGUAACAGUGUACAUAAGCUGUUUAUCUAACUUCAACUCACAAACUUGAGGGCUUCUGGUUUUCUUUUUUUACAGCUAAAGUUAACGAUAGUGGCUAGUGAGCGCUAGUCUUUGCUUGCUAAGACAGUCACCUUAAGAUGUCCUCCACUGGCAGUGCAGGGAAUGUUUUACAGCAGGUCAACCACUUUUGGUCCAUGCUGGAUGAUCUUUCUCAAAAUGACCCUGACGCCUACCGCAAGUUCAUUGAGAAACAGAUGAAGGAAGGAGCUGAGUUCAGCGCACCGCCUGAAGUCCACUCUUGUUUGUGCACUGAAAUAGUGGAGCCCAAGAAAGGGUCACUGUACAUCAACAUAUGCAGCUGGAAACGUGUACCUGCACCUCAGGAUCCCAGCAGGCCUAUACCCGUGUUUGCAGGAAACCUGGAAACAGACACAAAUGGAGGUGGGUACACUGUGUUGGAUGUGGCCUUAAACCCUGCAGUGCUACAGGAAAGUGAAAAAGACAAAACAGAAAUCUAUAUGCUGGUCCUGAGCUUUGCCCAGCAGCAGUAUGGGAUGAGGUUAUCUCAGGAGUACACUAUUGUCAGCUAGCCCAAAAGUAACUCCGAUGACUUGCACCACAGGCUUGGGUUUUGGCAGUGGCCUAACACCUCCAAACAACCAGACACAGCCAGUCAGACCCCAGUUGCCCUUCUGCAGCAGAUCUCCUCACUAUACUCAGAGAAACAAGACAAGGACACAGUCGACCAAAUUAUCUGUAGACCUGCGGAGCACAAAAAGGAGUUGAUCCAGGUCAUCUCCACCACAUUUGUGCAGCCUCAGAAGCCAGAGUACCAACUUGAGAUGAAGACUGAUACAGCAGGAGAUCCUCGCAGCGUGGAGUUGACAGUGGAGCUGCCAAGGGUUUGCUCCAUGUCAGAGUGCCAGCUGAGAAUCUCCAAGGAUGACGUCUUACUGGAAGUGGAGGAUGUCUACUACCUGCUUUUGGAAUUCCCAAAAACUGUAAAUGAAGACACUGCGUCAGCCAUCUUUAACAAGAAGAAACGAAGGCUUACUUUGAGAGUGGAUGUUUUCUGACCAUUUGCCUUAAUGGAGAAACAAAUGCACAUAGAGGUGAUCAGUACUGCUGGGAAUAGGCUUAAGAAACUGUGAGGCUUGGAUGAAAAUUCUGGUGACUGAAAAUACCUCAAAAUAAAUAACCAAAACAAACUAAA